Messenger RNA from Penicillium crustosum, 1260 nucleotides. RefSeq names its product RCC1 domain-containing protein. Lineage: Eukaryota; Fungi; Ascomycota; Eurotiomycetes; Eurotiales; Aspergillaceae. The transcript has 2 exons. Bases 1 to 1260 code for a protein of 419 amino acids. The record is from RefSeq and is a predicted model, not a curated record.
AUGAGACUCUUCGCCUUCGGCUCCAACGGAUCAGGUCAACUAGGCAUCGGCCACGAAGAAGACGUCUCCACACCAACGCAAUGUCUCUUCGAGCAGUCAGAGCCAUCACAAGGAUCCCAAAUAAGCACCAUUCAAAACACCAACCUCGCAGAUGAAUCUGAAAUAAUCACCAUCGCAGCAGGCGGAAACCACACCCUCCUCCUAACAACCAGCGGCUCCAUCUACGCUGCCGGCUGCAAUGAAGACGGACGGUGCGGGCCGCACGGAGCAACCAAAAACCCAAAAGAGCCCGAGUCUGAUAACAAUGGAAACAUCCUGUGCUUUCGUCGGAUAAUUCUCUCAGACCCAGUCUCCGACACUGAGGUAUCUAAGUUCAAACACGUCUCCGCGACGUGGGAGGGCACUAUUGCUGUAGCUUCUGUACCACGAAGGAGCAGUAAUGACGUCGUCAAUGGAUAUGAUUCUGAUACAGAAGAUCGAGUCUUCGUAUUCGGUUCCUCGCCUAAAGGAGAACUGGGUCUGGGAUCAGACAACCCCACCCCUGUCCCCGGGACAUGUAUCCCCUCCUUCCCGCCAACGGGGUUGAGGAUCACGGCGCUGGCGAGCGGGAUGGCUCAUUCGGCUGCUGUGCUCUCGAAUGGGGAUGUGUAUGGCUGGGGCGGAGCGCGGAAGGGUCAGCUCGGGAAAGAGAAUCGAGAGGCUAGGAUUGCUUAUUCUCCUGUUCGAAUUUGUGUGCCGUUUUUUGCGGAGGCUGUUGCUUGUGGGAGAGAGUUUACGGUAGUAUCGGGUCGAGGGCGGGGGGAUGGGCAAGGGGAGGAGUGUGGAGGGCGCAGAGGUGCUAUUUUUUAUCGCUAUACUGGUAUUGCGGCUAGUUGGCAUGGGGUUUAUGUACAUGCUGCGCCUGGGCUGGGACGGGUGAAACCGUCGACAACGGAUGCACAGACAGACUCUGAUUCUGAUCUUGUCGGUGGUUCUAUUGUUGCGUGGGGACGCAAUGAUCGUGGCCAACUUCCACCGCCGGAUCUUCCAACUCCUGCUAAACUCGCCGUUGGUAGUGAGCAUGCCAUUGCUCUCCUGGGAGAUGGUCGAGUGGCGGCGUUUGGAUGGGGCGAGCAUGGGAAUUGUGGACCUGGUACAGAUUCCCAGGGGAAUGUAUCGGGUACAUAUAAUGUGAUUUCGCUCCCUGAAGCCGUGGGCGUGGAUGGGAGGGUUGUUGGGGUUGGAGCAGGGUGUGCGACUAGCUGGAUUAUUCUGACAUGA